AUGAGCAUUUUUGCGGUGACAGUUGAAUGUAAGAUUUCCAUAGAUAUUAAUGUUGGUACGAACGCUAGUGAUAUCACAGUGGUCCAUUCGGGUUUCGAAGCGAACGUUGUUGGUGACCGAGAGAUCGAAUUGUUUAACAUUGGGAAGACUAAUAUUAGGAAGGCGGUCAAAGAUCAUUACGGCAGGGCUCCGAGCAACGUAUAUCUGAGAAGCCCGACGCCAUGGGGCGAUCUGUACAGGACGUACAACUGGGAACAGGUCACCAGAGUGUUGACAAUCAAGUCGGCGAGGGUGAAAGGCGUGACGAGGAAGCCGAUGAUAGUGAUGUCCCACGACUUCGAGAAUAUGUCGAAUGUAUCGAUAAAAGUCAACACCGGCAUCAGUCAGACUGUGGAGAACACUAUCGCUACGAGUUGGUCGAGGAGCAAGGAGGUGACGGUUUCACAGGAGAUAGACUACGAGGUGAACGUCCUGUUCGCCAAGGCGUCCGGCACUACGGGCAUAUCCUUUACGAGCAGUUGGGGGGAGACUGAGGAGAGAGCCGAGAGUACUACAGUUGGAAGUAGCAGUGAAGUGGAGACGGAAUUGCUGCCAGGUCAAGCGGUGACCGCCGUGCUGACAGCGAGUAGGGGUGCCUUAGAGGUCGAGGUCCUUUACGUUGAAACGCUGCGCGGAAAUGUUGCUGUCAAUUUCAAGAAUGCACUCGACGGUCAUCACUUCCGGGGACCUUCCAUUGACGCUGUCAUGAAGAGCGGCGGUUUGAAGAAUGAGAUUGUGGUGAAGGAAACUAUCAGACUAGGCUUCUAUACGGACGCAUCGUUAAAGGUGUUCGAUAAAGUGACUGGAGUUCCUGUC
Molecule: messenger RNA, 855 nt
Organism: Iphiclides podalirius (scarce swallowtail)
Lineage: Eukaryota; Metazoa; Arthropoda; Insecta; Lepidoptera; Papilionidae
Source: the annotation of a GenBank genome assembly